UUCUAGGGGAUAGGUGCAUAAUCUAAUUUUACCGUCUUAUAUGAAUACCUUAACAUAAUGGUAAAAAGUUGUGCAAGAAGAGAGUAGAAAGUGAGCGAUACGUAAUAAAAAAUAUAUACGGAAAGGAAACAUAAACGAAAAUCGUAGAUACGUUCAAGGACCAGGAGAAGCAAAUCUGUUAAGUCGGAAACAUGCAUUUCACUAACCAGCAGCGCAUCGCACGUGGAAGAUAAACAUACGUUCGGAAUUACGAAAUUGUAGCGCGACCCUUCCGUCAAGGAUCAGUAAGCAAAGUGACGGCAGAAAGGUGGAGGAGGUUCGGAAGCAGCGGCGACGCCGGCGGCAAGAGGACGACGUAGACGACGACGCCGUGGCACGCGGAAAUAAUUCAACUGUUUCAUAGCCAUGAACCUCGCGCUGCAUGGAUUUUUAUUGCAGGUCAUUCUAUCUAUUCUAAACUUCAAACAUGGCUUCAGAUUGUGCAGCGCGGGGGAACCUGGCUAUUUGGACUUCGACAAUCUACCAGAAACGAACUUCUCAUGUCAGGGAAAAGUAAUUGGUGGAUAUUACGCGGACGUCGAGGCUGGUUGCCAAAUGUUUCACGUGUGCACAAUCGGACAAAAAGAUGAGAUAAUGGAUAUAAAGUUCCUCUGCUUGAAUGGGACAGUAUUCGACCAAGAAACUAGAGUUUGUGAGAGAGUCGAUGAGGUUGAUUGCAGCAAAAGCGAACGCUUCUAUAAUCUCAAUCUAGAACUUUAUGGAAAUAAUGCGGUAACACUUAGUCUACACGAGGAAGAUGAUGACGACAAUUCUCCGGAAUCUCGAGAUGAUCAUCAGCAACAGCAACAAACCCAAAAACAACAACACCUUAUGACUUCCACAAGACCAAGUACCACCAGUAGUACAUCGACUACCACGUCUCGAUCUAGUCAACCAUCAACGACCUUAGGGAACAAUGUCUAUCAACAUCCUACUGGAUAUCCACAGCAUUAUCAACCGCAACCUGCUUUCCCUUCAAUACAAACAAGUCAAUCGAACACACACUAUAAUGACAAAAAUGGUGGAUAUCAUCAUCAAUACAUCUUUCAUACUGACGAAAGAAAUAAUAAUAAUCAGGCGACUUCUUAUCAACUUUUUAGUAAUCAGGGUGUAAGUUCAACAAUGACAACUCCUCCCGUUCAUCAACAGAUUCGUUACAGUUCAACGGUAUCUCCACAAGUAAUUCAUAAUGAAUCACCGACGGUUAUGUCUAUUCAAUACCACGUACAGUCUACUUCGGCAACUAUUGAAACAUUAUUGAAUAAUAAUGCUAAUAAUCCAUCCUUGAUAAAUCCAUUAUUUCAUAGUCAUGGAAUUACUAGUACAACAGAACAAUAUAACAUUCAUAAUAAUAAUCCACGUGAAAUAACUACAUACCAUGAUAAUUCAUCUGAUGAUGACGAGGCUGAACAUAAUGAUAGAAGAGCCCUGGAGGCAGUACAAUCAAGUAAUAAGGGAAAGGUCUCAAAAUUAACGAUUUCUCCAGUUCCAGAAGAAGAUGGCCAUUCUUCAGUUAUUCAAACGAAAAGUGUCCAAACUCCACAACAGCAGAGAAUAUCUAUUAACUACCUCCCAACUCCGAGUUCAAUCCAAACAACAAUUAGUGACUUUUAUUUAACACAAAAUCCAACAUCACAAAAGUCUCAAAAUUCUCAAAUUAAUCAACAACUUCCUCAACACAUUCAUGUUCCACCAUCACCUUCAAUUCCUCAAUUAAAGCCUCAUCAAAUCACAAUAAAUUUGCCACCGCCAGAUAUCCAAAGAAUAGUUCAAAAUCCAUCACCACUUUUACCAUCGCAAUCACGAGUUAUAGUGACAGCAAAAGCGAGCGUAAGCGAUGAAUCUGGAAGACCGUUGAAUGCCAGUCAAUUAAUUACUCUUCCACUUCCGACAAUUCCAUCUAAUUACGAUGACUACAAAGAGGGUGACGAAUCAUUUGAUCCAUUUUAUCGCGAUGUUCCGAAAAUAAGAAAUGAUCGUAGAAUUAUUUUAGCUAGUAAACAUAAUACAAAUAAAAGACAUUUAAGAAAAAAACGAGCUGCUAGCGACGAUAAAAAUGAUGAAAACUAUCCAUCGGGAGAAAUGAAUGAUAAACAAAUUUCUACGGAUUCAACGCUUGGAAAUAAUAUUGAACAUGAAAUACCCGUUAAUCCUUUAAUUAAAAAUCAUAAUAAUAUUAUUUUAGAACCUGAAGCUAUCCUUCAAUUCUUUUCACAAACAAAUGAAGGAAAUAAUUCUCAAUUAGUUAAUUAUAAAUCUUCUAUUCCAAUUGAAUUAUUAAAGCCAUUAGAUAAAACUGUUGAUAUAAGUAAUAGUACUGGUAAAAUGCUACCGGAAGUAUUACAAACACAGUCUUUCCCAAUGGAAUCGAACAGAAGAAAAUAUCUAAAUAAUGAAUCAUCGGAAAAAUUUGACGAAUACUUACCUCGUAGAAAUAGUUAUAAUAAUAAGCCAAAAUCCACUAGAUAUUAUGAAGAAUAUGAUAUCGAUGAAAGGAUAGGAUUGAACUUAAGACCCAGAUCACAUAGAUCCAGACAAAGGCCAAAGGAUAGACGCAGAACGAAUUAUAGGCGUGAUUAUUUAGACGAAGAAUAUAACGAAUAUAACGAAUACCCUGAAGAUAAUGUCAACAGCCAUAAUAAUAAUAAUAGACCAAGAGCAGAUCCACGAGGUAGUAGAGUAUUAUAUCGAAAUCGUAAUCGAAAUAUUGAUUAUGAAGAUGAAUUGCAAGAAUACGAAAAAUUAAAACUAACCCCAAAAGCUUUAAAUUCUACAAUCCAAAUUGCCGAGAACUCUCACAAUGAACGCUCUUACGAAAGUUCAAAACAAAGACCAGAUAUAGAGAUAAGAAGCAAUCGAGGUAGACCGUCUCUUAUUUCAACCGAACAAAUUCAAAUUAAAGAGUUGGAUUCAAAAUUAAAACAAAUUGAUUUUCCAGUAAGAUUGAACCAAGAAAAUAAAAAUAUAAGAUAUUCAUUAAAUAAUAAACAAAAUGAUAAUAAUUACCCACUCAUGAAAAUCCAUUUAAAUAGUUCGAGAACGGAUAACAAAUCUGCAGAAAUACAGAAGGAUAAAGUCAACGAAGAUUAUAUAAGUAAAGAAGAACUGUAUUUAAAUGAAUACAAUGAGUCAGAAGAAGUUGAUGUCCCUGAUGAUUAUGUAGAUUAUGCAGAUUUUAUAGAUACAAUAAAAGAAACUGUUAUUGACAAUAGAAGAAAUAGAAAUAGACAUUCAUUUGACAACGAAUUUGAAGAAAUUCAGCAAAGAAAAUCAGAUCGUCAAAAUAAGAGUAGAAAAUUUAUUGAAGAAAAACAAACUUAUGAAGAUAGAAUUAAUAAUAAAUAUAUCGAAUUGACAUCACCACGAUACGAACUAAAAGAUAAAAUGACUAAUUCGGUCAUAGCAAAUAAAGUUUCUAGUGAAGCAAGCGUUUUUAAAGAAUACGAUGAUUACGAUGCAAUAAAAAUUAUAUCUACUACGGAGAAUAUAAAAAAUUUAGAAUUAUUUGUACAAGAAAAAUCAAGUACAGAAGGCAUUUUUAAAUUCACUGAUGAAUUACCGUUAGUAGAAAAAAAUGAAGAAGCGCAAAAAAAUUAUAAAGAAAAGUAUGAAAUAUCUACAAAUGAAGAAGAUUAUGUUGAUGAUAAUUACGAACCAGAAAGCUAUAUUUAUCCUCUUAUUCGCGAAUCUUCGCCAUCAUUACAUAAAUUCGAUGAAGAAUACAAUAAACACGUCUUUAUUGUAAAUGACCAGCCCACAAAUAUACAGACAAGUAAUAAGAAUAAAACUGUAAAUAAUUCUGAGAUAAGAGUAGAUAGUAAAAUUGAUGAGCAUGAAUUUGAAAAUACAACCGCCUCACUUAUUUCUGAAGAAUAUUAUGACGUAGAAAUUACAACGAAUAACUUUCAUGAUACAACCUCUAAUCCAAUUUCAACUUCAACGAGGGAAUCUAUCUUAUCUUCAGUAAACAAAUCAACUAUGAAUACACUGAUUCCUAUAACAACAAACCCACCCAUUCCUAUAUCUACGGUGACUACUACAAAUAUGCCUAAGCUUGCGACGAUACCGAUAACAGCUAAUACUACAUCUCAAACUACAAUUAAUUAUGCAAUGAUAAUACCCAUUACAAAUACGCUCGCACCUACAAUGACGACAACUUUUACAAGCAUGCGUGAUCCUACUCUGACCGACGUAAUGUCAUCUAUACAUGGUAUUACUUUAGCAGCAAGCAAAGCUGAAACGACAACUAGAAGUCCAAUAUUAGCAAUGAUUACUACAUUAACUACAAAGAAAACCAAAGUAACGACAAAGUUUUUCAAACCAAUUACAUACAGAAAAAACUACACAUACAUUCCACCAUCAACGACGCCAAAUUCAGUAGUAAUAAGACGUGGUCAUCCAUUAAGUGGUCCAAAGCCGACCAAAUCACCUCCAACAUACAACGAUCUAGCUCCAAAACCAAUUAUUCGAAGACUACCUUUACUAUCAAGAACUACAACAAGUACAUCCGAACCAACAGUAUUUGAAGAAGAAAUGGUAGAAUUACCAAAAUAUACGUUGGAACAGAGAGAUAAGAAUAUUAAUGAAAAUAAAAUUUCUAUCUAUAUCAAUAAAAAUAUAUCAUCAGUCCCCGAAACAAUAAAAAAUCACUCGAUUUCUGAUUCAUUACCUUUAACACAAUCAAAAAAGAAUGAAAUAUCAAAUAAAGAUUUCGAUUCUAAAAUCGUGAAUCUUAACGAAACGUUUAUUAGCAAAAAUUCCACAUUAUUAACAAAAUAUAAUGAAUCUAUUUUUAACGGAGAAUCAACAUUCAAUAAUGAAGUAGCAAAACUAAAUUCAGAAUUAAACUAUUCAAAUAACAUAACAAACAUUGCGACAGAUUUAGUAACCGAAACAGAAAGGACAAAAUCAAAAUCAUCAUUAACUAAUUCUAAUCAAAAUACAUUAAAAUUAGAUAGUACGACAAAAAAUAUAGACUCAACUACUCGCUUUAAAAUAUUCAAUAUUCAAACGACAACCUUAAGAAAUAUGAAACCUUCAGAACGUCGCAAAUUCGAGCUGACUUCUGAAAAAAUACAAAUGCAAAAAGGUAAUCAGAGUCCUAAACCAGCAGCAGGCUUUAAUUGCUUAGAAAAGGAAAUGUAUCGUUUCUAUGGCGAUGUGCGAGAUUGCCGUUUAUUUCAUUAUUGUUCACCAGGCUUCACGGCGAGGCAGGUCCUCGACUUUAGAUUCGUAUGUGAAGAAGGUACGACCUUUGACGAAGAAAGCCAAAGUUGUCGACAUGAUGUACCGAAUGCCAAGUGUGUAAAACGAAUUUGGUGAUCCGCAUUGG
This is a messenger RNA of Ceratosolen solmsi marchali, 5371 nucleotides long. RefSeq names its product histone-lysine N-methyltransferase, H3 lysine-79 specific. Lineage: Eukaryota; Metazoa; Arthropoda; Insecta; Hymenoptera; Agaonidae. Bases 406 to 5361 code for a protein of 1651 amino acids. Gene Ontology annotation, molecular function: chitin binding. Gene Ontology annotation, cellular component: extracellular region. The transcript has 9 exons. The record is from RefSeq and is a predicted model, not a curated record.